This is a messenger RNA of Paramecium sonneborni, 332 nucleotides long. NCBI's taxonomy places the organism in Eukaryota, Ciliophora, Oligohymenophorea, Peniculida, Parameciidae. The record is from the annotation of a GenBank genome assembly.
GAUGUAAAUUAAAAUAUAUUUAGUCUACUCUCUUUAAUUCAAUUUAAGAAUAUCAUUCUUUUUUCUUUACUUCAUAUAAAUUACCUAAUUCAUAUAAAUUGUAUACUAUAUACUAAAAUAUCCAUUUAAAUGAAACUACUACUCUUUACCUUAAUUUAAUAUUUUACCUUAUAACUAAAAUCAGUCUACUUUUAUUGAAUUGCUAACAAAAUUAGAGAGUUUGAACUUUAUUUUGUUUAAUAAUAUUUUUGUUAAUAAUAAUCACAGACUUUCAUUCUUAGCAGAAAAGCCUAUUACAAGUGUGAUUUCAUUCCAAAAUAGUAAGAAUAUAU